Messenger RNA from Erinaceus europaeus (western European hedgehog), 2747 nucleotides. It is a transcript of the gene MYBPH, whose product is annotated as myosin binding protein H. Bases 66 to 1523 code for a protein of 485 amino acids. The record is from RefSeq and is a predicted model, not a curated record. NCBI's taxonomy places the organism in Eukaryota, Metazoa, Chordata, Mammalia, Eulipotyphla, Erinaceidae. The transcript has 11 exons. Gene Ontology annotation, molecular function: protein binding.
GGCCUAGGUGGCCCGGGCACCCAGGAGGCCCAGACCCUCAACCACUGACCCCUGCCAGCACAGCCAUGACAGGUGAAGAAACCCCAGAGACCCUUGCAUGUCGUCCAGAGGAGCCAGCCCCUGAGCCUGCCAAGAUGCCCAGCUCAGAGCCCACAGAAGAAGUGGCAGUGCUGGAGCCCAGCGGGGAGCACUCAAACCCUGAGCUGCAAGUGCCUGCCACUCAACCAUCUACCCCCGCAGCCCCCAUCUCCCAGGCAGCUCCUGAAGCCAACAAGCCCGCCCCUCCAAGUGAAGACAUUCCCAGUGCCCCGAUGCAGCUGGCCCUGGAGGACGUGAGUGACAACUCUGCGGCUGUGAGCUGGGAGCCCCCUGAACGGCUGGGCAGGCUGGGGAUCCAGGGCUAUGUGUUGGAGCUCUGCAGGGAGGGAGCCUCAGAGUGGGUGCCCGUGAACACCCGGCCCCUGAUGGUGACCCAGCUGACGGUGAGGAACCUGGCUCUUGGGGACAAGUUCUUUCUACGCGUGUCUGCAGUGAGCUCUGCGGGGGUUGGCCCACCCACUACACUGGACCAGCUUGUGCAUAUCCAGGCUGCCAUAGAGGCUCCAAAGAUCCGGGUCCCCCGUCAUCUCCGCCAGACCUACAUCCGCCAGGUGGGAGAGACGAUCAACCUGCAAAUCCCUUUCCAGGGGAACCCUAGGCCUCAGGCCUCUUGGACCCACGAUGGCCACGCCCUGGACAGCCAGCGGGUGAACGUUCGCACUGGGGACCAGGACUCCAUCCUCUUCAUCCGAUCAGCCCAGCGCACAGACUCCGGCUGCUAUGAGCUCAGUGUGCGGCUGGAAGGCCUGGAGGCCAAGGCCACCAUCCACAUCCUGGUGAUCGAGAAGCCCGCCCCCCCCAGCAGCAUCCGGCUCCUGGAUGUCUGGGGCUGUAAUGCUGCCCUGGAGUGGACGCCACCACAGGACACAGGCAACACAGAUCUCCUGGGCUACACGGUUCAGAAGGCCGAUAAAAAGACAGGGCAAUGGUUCAAUGUGCUGGAGCGCUACCACCCCACCACCUGCACCAUCUCCGACCUCAUCGUGGGCAACUCCUACUCCUUCCGGGUCUUCUCGGAAAACUUGUGUGGACUCAGCGCCUCGGCCGCCAGCACCAAAGAGCUCGCCCACAUCCAGAAGGCAGAUAUCAUUGCCAAACCCAAAGGGUUUGUGGAGCGAGACUUCUUGGAAGCCCCCACGUUCACCCAGCCCCUGGCUGACCAUACAUCCACCCCUGGCUAUAGCACCCAGCUUUUCUGCAGUGUCCGGGCAUCACCCAAGCCCAAGAUCAUCUGGAUGAAAAACAAGAUGGAGCUUCAGGGGGACCCCAAAUACCGCACGCUCUCGGAGCAAGGCAUCUGCACACUGGAGAUCCGGAAACCCAGCCCCUUUGACUCGGGGGUCUACACUUGUAAGGCCAUUAACAUGCUGGGGGAGGCGUCUGUGGACUGCAGGCUGGAGGUCAAAGCGUCUGCUUCACACUGAAGAGGGAAGGAAAGAGGCCGUGAGGAGAAGAGGUGCUGCUGGUGAGGAUUCAGCACCCCUGGUCUGGUCAAGUCACGAAUGCCCAGACCCCCUCCCAUUUCCAUAGCAACAGCAGAUGGCAUUGCUCUGCAUACCUGUCUCCAGCCUCCACCCACUCCCACCUGCAGGCUGGAGCCCAGUUCCCAGAAGGGGCCUGGCGUGGUCCAGGUGUCCUGAGCACCAGGGGGCCCUGGAGCAGAGUCUGGGUGGCCCUGCACGAAGCUACCGGGGGCCAGACACUCACAAAUAAAGCUGUGUGGUGUGACUGUGCAGGUGCUCUGACAGUGACGGCAGGUGGCAGAUGGGAGGCGCUGCAUCACGGCAAGGGGGCGCUCAUAUGUCACCACGAGGAAGGUGCCUACAUUGGAGGGAACUCAAAGUGUCAUGGGGGCUUUCUAGACAGACUCUUGCUUUCACAUUCAGAGGUGCAGGCAUGCCCUUCUCUGGAACUGCCGCCUCCUUGCCUGCAGCGCCCCCACAAAUCCCCCUCCCUUGCACAAAACACUGCUAGCAACCCUGGCUGCUUCUCUACUGAGCCUGUCAUCGUUGCUCUCCUCGGCGGUGGGGUGGGUUGCCACAUGUGUGCUCUCUGUGAAGAUUCAGUCUUUUAUUAGUCAUGUGACCCUUCCUAGCAGCCAGGGCACCCCCACCUCCGAGGGGGGAGGCCCUUGAAUCAAAAGCCCUGGAAUUCUUCACACUGAGAAUGCCAUCGCCCUCCCAACAAGGGGCUCUGGGCUUGGCUGGGCCUAUGCCCUUCCCCACCUGCCCCAAGAGCCUAAACUCUAGAACAGAACUCCUGAAGCCCCCUCAAAAGUGCUAAAUGCCAUGUCACUUAAACACCAGCAAGAACUUCCUGCCCACAUUCUCAAGAGGGCCUACAUUCUGGUCCUCCUCCUCCAGUGCCCACGUGAAGCCCACUGUCCCUCAUGCAGCCCUCCCUGUGUGGCCCAGGAGCAGCAGUGAUGGAGUCACCUAGGAGGGCCCUGACCUGUCACAGGGGAUGGAUGGAGCUGGCGGCCCAGGGGACAGGUAGUUCCAGUCCAGACUCCUCCUUGGCUCAGUGCUGCCACCUGCUGACUGUUUAAACCCACAUCUACCACUCCACACACAUAUGGGAGACAGGGGCAUACCGGGACCCCCAGGGUUCAAGAAUUGGUGGGAAAUAAAGCUAGUGUUGGAAAUGUU